This is a messenger RNA of Clupea harengus (Atlantic herring), 1896 nucleotides long. RefSeq names its product mannosidase, endo-alpha (gene manea). The record is from RefSeq and is a predicted model, not a curated record. Gene Ontology annotation, molecular function: alpha-mannosidase activity. Gene Ontology annotation, cellular component: Golgi membrane. Lineage: Eukaryota; Metazoa; Chordata; Actinopteri; Clupeiformes; Clupeidae.
AGCCCCAUACUGAGGACCAAUCAGAGAGCGCCAUGACUGAACACAAGAUCAGUUCGACUUCCGCAUCACAUGUGAAUGAAAUACUCCAAAGAUCCUUGGUCUCUGCUUGUAAAAGUAAAGUUGUGGCGAUACUCUUGGCCUAUCAGACGAGGGAAAUCAUUAUGAUGUCGUCAGUCUUCUGCCAGAGAGGAACACUGAAUGAAGACAAUAUCCUGGAGACUCCUCUGCCUGUCAAGAUAGACAGCAACAUCCCUUCCUGUAAGGGGGCACACUCUGUGAAGAACCAAACAUGUGCGCAUGAAGCCUCUGACUUGCCAGAUGCAUUUGGCCUGGAGGUGAUCCCUCACGCCAACAGAAUGGAAAAAUCUCAAAAUCAGCUGCAGGCUGACAAUGCAACCCCUGACACAGACACUAAAGAGGUCAACAUGAAUGCGGAGACCUUGUUGGAGAAGUACUCGGUGCCCAAUUACAACUUUCACACCUUCUACUACACCUGGUAUGGUAAUCCACAGUUCGAUGGGAAGUACCUCCACUGGGACCACCCCCUGCUUCCUCAUUGGGACUCAAAGGUGGCGGCUGCAUUCCCCAAGGGGCGGCACUCACCUCCAGACGACAUCGGCGCCAACUUUUACCCCGCCCUGGGGGCAUACAGCUCCAGAGACCCCACUGUCAUUGAUGCCCAUAUGCGUCAGAUGCGAAUGGCAGCUAUUGGUGUGCUGGCCAUCUCCUGGUAUCCCCCUGGUAUGAAAGAUGACAAUGGUGAAGCCACAGAUGAUAUUGUGCCUCUGAUCUUAGAUGCAGCUCACAAAUACCAGAUUAGGGUGACUUUUCAUAUUGAACCCUUUAAAGGCCGAGAUGAGAAGACUAUGUUUGACUGUGUCAAGUACAUUGUGGAAAAAUAUGGAGAGCACCCAGCUUUCUUCAGGUAUAAAACAAAGACUGGGAAGACCCUUCCUUUGUAUUACAUUUAUGACUCUUAUCUUCUGAGUCCAGAGAACUGGGCUCGACUUUUAAAUCCUAAUGCGAAGACCAGUAUCAGGAACACCCCUUAUGAUGGAAUCUUCUUGGCUCUUCUGGUAGAGGAGAAACACAAGAGGGCCAUCUUGUCUUCAGGCUUCGAUGGCAUGUACACUUAUUUUGCCACCAAUGGCUUCACCUACGGCUCAUCCUAUCGCAACUGGAAGUCUAUCAAGGCCUUCUGCGAUGCCAGCAGCCUGAUCUUUGUGCCCAGCGUCGGCCCGGGAUACAUCGACACCAACAUCCGGCCGUGGAACUCGCAGAACACGCGGAACCGCAUCAAGGGCAGGUACUACGAGACCGCCCUGAGUGCUGCGGCCGAGGCAGGUGCCCAGGUUGUCUCCAUAACCUCCUUCAAUGAGUGGCAUGAGGGCACCCAGAUAGAGAUGGCGGUGCCCAAGGCAGGGCACACUGCUUACCUGGACUACUUACCACAUAAGCCUGGCAACUACUUACAGAUAACAAGAAAGUGGGCUGAUACAUUUAGUGGUGAAUGAAGGGUUGUUUUGACAACCAAAUGUAAAAGCUCUGACUUAAACAAGAUAUUAAACUGUGAAUUUUCGAUUUUAUGCCAGUGGGGUAUGGGGUCUGUUAUUCCAUGGGAAUGUAUGGCAUUUUCUGACACGUCUGACACGUCUUUGCGGUGGGAUGUUUGCGAAAACAAGAAGAUUGCGGUGGGUUUUUUGCGAAAACAAGAAGUUUGCGGUGUAACGACCGGCCUAUAUGGCCAAACACUGCAAACACUUGUCUCACGCAAUGCAUUAGAGAUGACGAGCUGCACCCUAACUAUGUGCUGUUCCAUAUCACCUAUAAGAAUACCCAGUGUGCUCCACAUCUUUUACCUGUCAUUAUGCAAUAAUAAAAAGGAAAAUGAGAGAA